Sporothrix brasiliensis 5110 is the source of this 1653-nucleotide messenger RNA. RefSeq lists its product as uncharacterized. The record is from RefSeq and is a predicted model, not a curated record. The coding region runs from base 1 to 1653 and encodes 550 amino acids. The transcript has a single exon. Gene Ontology annotation, biological process: regulation of DNA-templated transcription. Gene Ontology annotation, molecular function: zinc ion binding; DNA-binding transcription factor activity, RNA polymerase II-specific. NCBI's taxonomy places the organism in Eukaryota, Fungi, Ascomycota, Sordariomycetes, Ophiostomatales, Ophiostomataceae.
AUGGACCGGCCAGAGAAAAAGACGCGAGAAAGCACGUCCAAGGUGCGCACAGGCUGCCGCACCUGCAAAGCGCGGCGGGUCAAGUGCGACGAGGCCAAGCCCGUCUGCAAGCGCUGUGCGAUCGGCGGGCGGUCCUGCACGUACGCACCUGCAGAGGCUGCGUCGCCCGCGCGGCAGAACGUCAUUGUCGUGUACGUGCCGCCGCCGUCCGUCCACGACGGCCCAACGCUGUCGACCAACUCCGCCGGCAUCGACUUCUUCCACCACCACAUCGCCGCGAGCCUCGACGGCCAGGUCGACCCGCUCGUGGGGUCGGCCUUUUGGGGCCGGCUCGUGCUGCAGCUCGCGCACGCCGAGCCGUGCGUCCGGCACGCCGUCGCGGCCGCCAGCCUCGUGCACCAGGACGUGCAGCUGUCGCUGCGGCACCCGGCGGGCUACGUGGCGGCGAACCGGCGCGCGCACGCGGCGUGGCAGAGGGCGGCGCAGAGCCUGGCGGCGCGCAUCCAGCGGCGGUCGCCGGACGCGCACCUGGUGGCGCUGGUGUGCAGCCUGCUGUUUACGCUUAUUGAGUUUCUGCGGGGCCGCGGCGCGAUGGCGAUGCUGCACGUCGAGAACGGGCUGCAGAUCCUGGCGGCGCACCGCCAGAGCCGAGGCGAAAAAGGGACAAGCGGAGGGGAGCGUGUUGUCCCGUCGUCACGACGCAGAAGUCAAAGGCGAGGCCGCAGCGCCGUCGAGGACACCAUUCUGCCCAUCUUUGCGCGGCUGAACGUCCUGUCUUCGCUCGCGGGCAAGAUGACGCCGCCCGCCUAUGGCACCAUGGACGACUACGACGACGACGACAACGACGCCGACGCCUCUGACCUCGCAGACGUCGAGCUGCGGCUGGUGGCCAUCCUGGACACGUGCAUUCGGUUCAUCGGGCAGGCCAGCACCAAGGCCGCCGCGCUGGCGGUUGACGUGGCGGACUUUGCCGAGCAGACGCGGCUGCAGACCACGCUCGACGCGUGGCGGCGGCGGUUCGAGCGGCUGGCCGGCCGGACGAGGCGACUGGGAGCAGCCGGCCUGCGCCACCAGUUCAUGGUCCACGUCAAGGCCGUCGGCGUGUGGCUGCGCGUGUGCACGUCGGCCAGCGAGACCGCCGUCGACGCGUACCUGGCCGACUUUGUCGAGCUGGUCGACCACGCCACGCACGUGGUCAAGCAGUUGGACGACGUCGGCGGCCCCCGGGCCCUCGUGUCGUUUGACAUUCAGGUCCUGGGCCCGCUGUACUACGCCGCCCUCAAGUGCCGCCAUCCGGCCACGCGCCGACGCGCCCUCGCCCUGCUCCGGUGUGCGCCGCGCCGCGAGGGCCUGUGGAACGCGCACGUCGCCUACGCCACGGCGCAGCGCGUCAUCGAGCGCGAAGAGCGCCAGCUGGACGCGCGGGGGUGGCCCGCGGAGGCGGCGCGCGUGCACGGGCUGCCGCUGGCCGACGACGAGUCGCGGGUCCGGGUGGUGGGCCCGGACCUCGGCCAUGCCGGCACGCACCCCGACCUCGACCUCGACAUUGUCCUGAGCCCGGCGCACCCGGCGGCGCUGGCGACGGAAUUCCGCACGAAGCCGUGGGGCCUGGCCGGGCCGUGGCACGUUGCGCGCGAGUACAUUGCGCCGUGA